UCUACGAAUUCACGUUUCACGUAGUAAUAAUUUUGUGAAUUGUAAUUAAUUACAAUUAGACAAGUUAAAGUUUUUUUGAAAUAAAUAUAAGCAUACGGAUCAAAAACGAUUUGCAUUUGGCCUUGGCGUCGCUUUGCUUUGCUUCGCUCUAUUUGUUGCCAGGUCGGUCAAUCACUGCAACAAACGGUUAAUUCUCAAAAGUGGAGACAAAUAAAAAAAGACCUCGACCCCAGGCACACAUUGUAACAAAAGUAUUGUUGUUGUUGCCGGUGAUUGGUUAAAAUACAUCGAAUUAACUGCUGUGUGUGUAUGUGCUUAAAUUAUUUAUAAACCAACGAAUAACAACAGCAAAAGGAGGGGGAGAGAAAACUCAGCGCGAUUUACUGUUUUACUUGCCGUAACGGUAAACGCCAAAGAUAAUUGUGAUAAUUGUGCCUAAACCUAAAUAUAAAUUUAAAGAGCAGCAUAUUAUAUUAUGAACCGCACUCGCAGAAAGAUCGUACGUCCAAAAAAUCCCUACACAAAUGCAAAUUACUUCUCACGAUGGAGUUUCUGGUGGAUGCGAGAUAUGUUCAAGCGUGGACUUCAAGGUCCACUCACGGACGAGGAGCUGUACCAGCAUAGAAAGACGUUGGACAGCGAACGGGUGACGAACAAAUUCGGUCAUCUGUGGGAAGAUGAGAAGCAGCGCAGCAAUCCGAGUGUCGUACGCAUGAUGUUCCGUGCAUAUGGUUGGGUAUUCAUGCCUCUUGGUAUCAUCUUCUCUAUCGUCGAAUCCUGUUGCAAAUCCCUAAUGCCACUUUUUCUGGGCAGCCUCGUUGGUUAUUUUGCCGCGGAUCAGACAACGAUAAGCAAGGCGGAUGCAUACCAAUAUGCAAUGGGAAUUGUGGUGUGCUCGCUGGUGCCUGUGCUGACAUUCCAUCCCUUCAUAUUCUUCAUAUUCCAAGUGGGCACCAAACUGCGACUCGCGCUCUCCGGCCUCAUCUAUCGCAAGUGCUUACAGGUCUCAAAAAGCAGCAGCAACGAUGGAUUGCGUGCCCGUGCCAUUAACAUUUUGUCCAAUGAUUUGGGUCGCUUCGAUGUGGCACUGUGUUUUCUGCAUGACACGUGGAAGGGACCGAUGGAAUCGCUGCUCAUUGGCUUCCUCAUGUACCGCGAACUGGGCAUAUCCGCUGUGAUUGGCGUCUCCUUCAUGCUCAGUUUUAUACCUCUGCAGGCCUGGGCUGCCAAAAAGGCGGCGUAUUAUCGCCAGAUGACCGCAGAGCGUACAGAUUUGCGUGUCAAGCUUAUGAAUGAGAUUAUCCAAGGCAUCCAGGUGAUUAAGAUGUAUGCGUGGGAGAAAUCCUUUGCACGCGUCGUUGCCGAAGUGCGCUUGAAGGAAAUGAAGGCGAUACGUGGCACGGCCUACAUUCAUGCCGCUCUCAGUUGCACCUCGAUGAUCUCGCCACUGUCGGUGUUCCUUGCGCUCUGCUCAUAUGUGUAUCUGGGCGAUGCUCUCACUGCCAAGAAGGUCUACAUGGUCUCCUCGUAUUUUAACAUGCUGAACGAUUCUAUGGUGCACUUUUGGCCUCUCUCCAUCACAUUUAUAGCCGAGGCUUUGGUGUCGGCGCGCAGAUGCAAAGAAUUCCUGUUGGAUGGCGAUAAGGCGGAGGCACCCAUCAAUUUGGAAGCGGAUGCCAAGAAGCCAAAGAACAAGCGCAAACUCAACGACGAAGACAAAAAGAAGAAUGUCGAGCUGAAUGGCUCGCUGCUGUCCAAUGGUCAGUCGCAUCCGGCACAGCCGCAAUCGCAGCCCAAUCGACUCAGGGAUUACAAUCCCGAUGCGACCAAGAAGUGUGUGGUGCUGAAGAAUGUGACAGCGUCGUGGGGCACCAGAGAUGGUCUCUCCAAUUGCGCCAUUGAUAGCUUUACCACCGAUAUACAGGAUCCCAGUUUAACGGCAGUCGUUGGUCCCGUCGGCGCUGGCAAAUCCAGUUUUCUCAAUGUCCUGCUGGGCGAGGUGGGCAUCGAUGAGGGCGAAGCGCUUGUCCAUGGCAAAGUCUCGUACGCUGCACAGGAGCCCUGGGUCUUUGAGGGCACCAUACGCGACAACAUUGUGUUCGUGGAGGACUACAACGAGCGGCGUUACAAGAAGGUGAUUAGAGUCUGCGCUCUGGAACGUGAUCUCGAACUGCUGCCCAGGGGCGAUUUAACGGUUGUCGGGGAGCGAGGCGUCAGUCUCAGUGGCGGUCAAAAGGCACGUGUGAAUUUGGCCCGUGCCGUUUAUCGUAAAGCUGACAUUUAUUUGCUGGAUGAUCCACUCUCCGCGGUGGACACGCACGUGGGCAAGCACAUCUUUGAGAAGUGCAUACGGGACUUUCUGUCGAAUAAGAUCCGUAUUCUGGUCACCCAUCAGCUGCAGUAUCUGUUCGAUGUGGAGCACCUGCUGCUCAUGUCCGCCGGCAAAGUGGCCGCCCAGGGCAGCUAUCAGCAAUUGCAACGCUCGCGACAGUUUCAAUUCUUGGAGCAGACGCACGACGAGAGCGGCAUCGAUACGCACAGCGUCAACAGUCAUAUGUCGCGCAGCGACUCCGAGAAGAGCAUGGACCAUCAGCACAAUCAGCUGCUGCAACCCCAUGAAACCGUUGAGGAACUCAACCAGGAACAGCAGGCUGUGGGUGCGGUCAAGUUUAGCGUCUAUGCCUCCUAUUUCAAGGCGUUGGAGAGCUCAUUUCUGCUUGGCUUGAUUAUGGUCCUCUUCAUUUGCUCCAGGAUAAUGCUUACGGGCGUGGAUUACUUUUUGUCGCGCUGGGUCAUAUGGGAGGAAAAGAUUGCGCUCAAUGGCAGCACAACAGCUCUGCCAUCGAUUGUCAACAGCACUUUGGAGUUGCCGACUCCGAUGCCUGUAAAUGAUACCAUUAAUGUAUCCGUACCGCUUCGAUCUGAGAACACUGUGGAUGCUGUGCGUCAAGAGCUGGUCUUGUUCUACGCUGUCAUCCUCACUGCCACACUCAUCGUUUAUCUGUUACGCACCUUUGGCUACUUCCGGAUGUGUCUGCGCAUCUCGCUGCGUCUGCACGAUCGCCUCUUUCGGGGCAUAACGCGUGCCACGAUGUAUUUCUUCAAUACGAAUUCCUCGGGUCGCAUUCUGAAUCGCUUCUCCAAGGAUAUACGCACCGUGGACACGGAUCUGCCGCACACACUGCUCGAUUGCCUGUUUUUCGCCAUCGAUGUGUCUGGUGUGCUGGUCAUCGUGGCCAUAGCCAACUUUUGGCUCCUGGUGCCCGCUGUUGUUAUUGUCGUUAUUCUGGCUUGCAUACGCUAUCUCUAUGUGAACACAAGUCGCAGUGUUAAGCGACUGGAGGGAAUAUCUCGCAGUCCCAUCUACUCGCUGACGAAUCAAACGUUUCAGGGCCUGACAACGGUACGUGCUCUGCAGGCACAGAGCGCUCUAGAAACUGAGUUUCACGAGUAUCAGAAUGCAAACACCUCGGCCUGGUUCCUGUUUCUCUCGUGCACCCGAGCGUUUGCUCUGUGGUCGGACCUGUUGUGCAUUGUCUAUAUGACGGCGGUCACAUUCAGUUUUCUGCUGUUGCACACCGAGUUCAACAGCGGCGAUGUCGGUCUGGCCAUUCUGCACAGCACAACGAUGACGGGCAUGUGCCAGUGGGGCAUGCGUCAAACAGCCGAGCUGGAGAAUGAGAUGACGAGUGUCGAACGUGUCCUCGAAUACACAGAGCAACCAUCAGAGGCACCCCUCGAGACAGCAGAGAAAUUCAAACCAAAAACCGAGUGGCCCAACAAGGGACGCAUUGAGUUCAUCAACUUUAAGUUGCGAUACUCACCGAAAGAGGCGCCUGUGCUGCGAGAUCUGAACUUCACCAUUGAGUCGCGCGAAAAGGUUGGCAUUGUUGGACGCACCGGUGCCGGUAAAUCGUCCAUCAUUCAGUCCAUAUUCCGUUUGGCCUGCAAUGAGGGGAUGAUACGGAUCGAUGAUGUAGACAUUGAGCACAUGGGAUUGCAUGAUUUGCGCAGUCGCAUCUCAAUUAUACCUCAGGAUCCGGUGCUCUUUUCGGGCACACUGCGCUACAAUCUGGAUCCAAUGGACGAGCGCGCCGAUGAUGAUAUGUGGAAGGCGUUGGGCGAUGUCGAGCUGCGUUCGUAUGUCUCCACACUGAUAGGCGGUCUCGAUUGUCGCAUGUACGAUGGUGGCUCCAACUUUAGCGUGGGUCAGCGUCAACUAGUCUGCCUGGCUCGCGCCAUUCUGCGCAAUAAUCGUGUGCUGAUCUUGGAUGAGGCCACUGCCAAUGUUGAUCCAGAAACGGACAAGUUGAUUCAGCAAACGAUACGCUCAAAGUUUGCCGAGUGCACAGUGCUCACAAUUGCCCAUCGAUUGCACACAGUUAUGGAUUCGGAUCGAGUGCUGGUCAUGGAUGCGGGCGAGGUGCGGGAACUGGGACAUGCUUAUGAGCUGCUGCAACGAUCGGGCGGCUAUCUGCGCCAUUUGGUGGACAACACGGGCACGACGACGGCAUCUGCGCUCCAACAGGCAGCCGAGGAAAGUUAUACCAAACGCUUACUGGACGGCAGAGUGCCUGCCGAGGACCUAAAUGUCACAGUGGAUGCGCUCCACGAGAAGACGGAGUAGCACAAAGGAAUAACAAAAAAGAAAGGAACUCAUCACAAAACAAAAACAAACCCGCAAACACUUAACUUAAGAUGUAUUGCAUUGGGAACUGAAAGUAUUAUUAUGAGCGUACAUUGAAAUGUUUGUACUUAACCUUAAUAUCUGUUUUGCACUUGUACUUUAUAAUUUGUAUAAGUUCUAUAUUCCAUAUAAGUAAUAUGUACAGUAUGUAUGCAUGUAAGCGUGAUUCAUUGUUAAUUCUUGUUACUUAAACGUCAAUGGUGAUGCUCAGAGAUGAAUACAAAACAGACUUCUUUUUAAGUAUAUAUCUUAUCUGUAUGCCUCCGCUAUGUCUUCAUUACAAUUGUAGAACUUUAAAGAAAGCAAUUUGCACAAAUUAACAUUGAAAGCAACUUAAAUCAAACCAAUGCCAAGUGCUAUUUAUUUUUUAUAUAUACUAUACAAAAUGUAGUAGAAAUCUAUUAUAUAAUGUAGCCUUAUAACAUUGUACUUAUGUACGCCUGUAUUUACGUACAACAUCUCAAUAAAGUGCCUGAGAAUUAUUACAACGAAAAUAUUAAUUAAAAUUGUUACUGUUAAUAGAUAUUUACACAAAUGUCUCUCCAAAAACAAACAUAUAUAUAUAUAUACGAAUAAUCGAAGUGAUGGAAAGCUCCAAUCGAAAUUGUCAAUGGCAAUGCAGAUUGUAAUAAAACAAAAUUGAAA
Molecule: messenger RNA, 5332 nt
Organism: Drosophila grimshawi
Lineage: Eukaryota; Metazoa; Arthropoda; Insecta; Diptera; Drosophilidae
Gene: rdog
Product: probable multidrug resistance-associated protein lethal(2)03659
Exons: 7
Coding region: 476-4627 (1383 amino acids)
Biological process (GO): transmembrane transport
Cellular component (GO): membrane
Molecular function (GO): ATP hydrolysis activity; ABC-type transporter activity; ATP binding
Source: RefSeq, a predicted model, not a curated record